Pecten maximus is the source of this 5657-nucleotide messenger RNA. RefSeq names its product protocadherin alpha-10-like. The record is from RefSeq and is a predicted model, not a curated record. Gene Ontology annotation, cellular component: plasma membrane. Gene Ontology annotation, molecular function: calcium ion binding. NCBI's taxonomy places the organism in Eukaryota, Metazoa, Mollusca, Bivalvia, Pectinida, Pectinidae. Gene Ontology annotation, biological process: homophilic cell-cell adhesion.
CUCCGGGCAUCAGUGCACGCGUGUGGACGGGUACUGUUUACUGCACGUGUUUGGAUACAUGUGAUUUGUUUGUGUAUUACCUAUAUUUACCUGUACACAUCAAGAGAUUAUCAGAGACAUCCUUUGCUUGUCAACUAACAGGAGACUUGAGGGUGUGUGUGACACUGGACCGUUAUAGAUUAUCUGAACUCCUCGGCAGACUGAAGCGGUCAAGCUUGUGUGAUUGGUGGAUCUCAUAAGUGAUGUCACCAGACCUGACCAAUCGGAGCAGUGAACAGUAACAGGAUGAUUCUGUGGGUUGUACUAGUGAGUGCCUCCAUUGCUGUGGCCUCAGGUCAGGAAGCCGACUUCAAAUACACUUUGCAAGAGGAAAAACCUAACGGAACUGUUGUUGGAAACAUUGCUUCGGACGUGCGGCCAAGGAUCAAUGUGACAGACACUGUGUUCAGUAAGCUUCGGUAUCAGCUGCUCACAGAAGGUAACGUGUUUGCCAAACUGUUCUCACUCGACGAACAGAGUGGUAGUUUGACAGCGACCAAGAUUGACCGUGAGAAAGUCUGUGAGGACCAGGAAACGUGUGACCUUCGCCUGUCAGUUGCUAUCUUUAAGGAUGACCCCGACCACCCAAAUAACCCAGAUCUUAUAAAACUACUCCUCAUCGAUGUUAUUGUCCAGGAUAUGAACGAUCACCCACCGGUCUUCUCCCCUCCAGAGGUAGUUGUCUCUAUCUCGGAGACCGUCAGUAUUGGGUACAUCAUACCGAUUGAUGAGGCGACAGACCAGGACAGCGGCGCCAACAACUCCGUACAAACAUAUGAGUUUGUCACUGUUCAAGAUGUGUUCCGCCUGAAAUUUCCUACAGAUCUGAACAACAUACCUACUCUAGAAAUAGAGGUGAACAAACGCUUGAAUUAUGAGUUGGAAAAAACGUACCAGUUAGUAAUUGUAGCUAAAGAUGGUGGGUCUCCCCAGAAGAGUGGUAGUGUAACUAUACGUAUUAAUGUGUUGGACGAGAACGACAAUUCACCUGAGUUCACCAAGUCUGAGUAUAAGGCUGUGACAGUGGAGAACCGUGGCCUGGGAGAGGUUGUCGUCCAGGUAACAGCCAGGGACUUGGACUCCGGGGACAAAGGAACUGUAUCUUACAGGUUCAACCCAAGCUCCAUACCUAGUGUGUUUGGAAUAAAUGAUACCUCUGGAGAUAUAUGUUGCUGGAAGAUAGAUUACGAGGCCGAGCAGAGUUUUUCUUUUUUCGUACAAGCUGUGGAUGGUGGAGUCCAACCACUAACUUCCUCUGCAUUGGUGGUCAUCACUGUAACAGAUGUUAAUGACAACGCACCACAGGUCAACAUCAACCUGCCACCUGGUGGUGAAGUGAUUUCUGAGGCUGCGGAAGCAGGGCGAUACAUUGCCAAUGUGGCAGUGUCCGAUCCAGACAGUGGGGCAUUUCGGCAAUGUGACCUGUCAGUUACACAGCGAUUACUUCAAAAUGGAGACCCUUUAUAUCAACAUGUACAAGUUCUGCUGAAACAGAGGUUGGACAGAGAGGUCAAGGCCAUACAUAAUGUCAGUGUGGUCUGUGCUGAUGGAGGCUCACCCAACCUUGUCACCACCACCAGUUUUAUCAUCCAUGUCGGCGACGUCAAUGAUAACCCUCCCAUCUUCACACACUCACAAUACAAUGUAUCAAUAUAUGAAAAUAAUCAGGUGGGUGCACCGGUCACCAUAGUAACGGCCAUGGAUAAGGAUGAUGGAGAGAAUGGUAGAGUAAGAUACAGCCUGUCUGGGAAUGAGGAUGACUUUUUCUCCAUUAAUGAAGACUCUGGAGUGGUCAGUGCUAACGUCGUGUUUGAUAGAGAGACACACUCAAAGCUAGAGUUUCAGGUCGUGGCCACAGACAGUAACGUUAUAACAAAGUUCAGCACUACAGCCACAGUGAUGGUAACGGUCCGGGACAUCAAUGACAACCAGCCGUCUUUUUCACAGGAAAGUGUACACAUUUACUGUACAGGAGAACCAGGCUCCAGCACUGUGAUUGGUCAGUUGUUUGCCUACGAUAAAGACAUUGGUGCUAACGGAAACAUCCAUUUCCCUCCGACACACCCGUACACCAGUAUCUUUGAGAUCAUUCAAAGCACUGGACAGAUCCAGACCAAGGUUGUACUGGACCGGGAGAAUCAGGGAAUGUAUGAUUUCCAUGUGACUGCCGAGGACAAUGGUCAGCCCGCCCUACAGACGACCACUAAUGUGGUGAUAGUUGUCGAGGACGUCAACGACAACGUACCAAACGUAACGUUCCCUACCAGCGCCAACAACACCGUCACCAUAACACCCAGUAAGUCUCGGGGCACGAUCGUUACCAAGGUGAUGGCGUCCGACCCAGACCAGGGUGUAAACUCAGAACUUUCAUACGUGGUGAUGAAGGGUGGUAGUAGUCUGUUUCAUGUGGACAACAAGACAGGUGUGGUUAGUCUGGGACAGGACCUUACGGAGGGACAAAUUGGGACCUACGCCAUACUGCUGGCUGUCCAGGACUCCGGCAACCCAAGUCAGACAACCUGGUCUGAUCUCGUGAUCAUUGUCAGCAACCCUGAUGCCAACAAGAAUGUGAUAAUUGUCAUAGCUGUGAUAUCCGUCACUGUGACCUUGUCUCUGGGUAUGAUCAUCAUGAUCUGUCUUAUUCGGCGCCAAGAUUCCAGAACGUUUGACAAUGGGGAUGGCAAAUUGACUGAUCAUAAGAAGAAGUUUGUGUUGGACUGGCUACAUUGUCUGUCCACCUCCACACGAGAUGUCCACAAACUUGGUACUGAUAGGCCAGAUGUGCAGCUCAACCGCCCCACUGAUCUGAAGCCAAUAUGUUCCAACGACAGCACAGCAUCAGAGGGCAGCCAGGACUGCAAGAAUGAGUCCAAAGAGAAUAUCGGGCGGACAGACGAAGAUGAGGGGUUCGUAGAGACACCAGGUGGUACUUUGUCACAUGACAGUGGUCGUGGUGACAGUGUCCGUACACGUCACGACAGUUCUAUGAGCCAACAGGAACUGAUGAUGAGUCAAGAUUCCAGACUGUUUUACUCAUUGCCACGGUACCCAACAGGAAGUGGGGAUACAGUAAGUGACACACGAUUCUCUACAGCCACAUCAGAAGGUGUUUCUAUACCAGAGAGCUGGCAAAAUCGACCAGUGCCAUCUCGACCAGUUUACAACAGGAACAUCAGUCUGGAUGAACAAAUGUUACGAGAUAGACAGAAAGGUCAAACAUUGUCAAGUUUUCGUGAAGAUGCAAGGUUUUCUUCAACAGACUCGGCCAUUGUGCCUGUGAGUAAGAACUAUAAACAGAGUAAUCCAAUAGGAUUAGGAUUAUCGUACGAUAGUCAUACAUUACACAGACAUUUACCGGGCCAGUAUCCUCGAUCUUCAAACAGCGCUUCUACAAAACUGGCUCAAAAGCGAACACUUUCCCCAAUUAGUGCGACCCCUGAGCCAAGUGAGGGUGGUUUCUCUAACUCGUCAUCUUCUUACGCACCCCACCCUCGCUCUCCCUCCCAUCAGCCAUAUUCUGGAGUUCAUUUCUUCAAGUCUGGUUCCCAGUCCAGCAGUCAGUCACAAACUGGAACCUCAAUGAACAGUUUACGACAGGACUCAGUACAGCUAGAGUUUGAUAUAGAGAAUCGACUCAACAGAGAGGACUGUAUAGUGUAAUAGUUGUCAGUGUCCCAAGUUGGUCGAGGGGCUGUGGACAGAUACAUGACCUUUAGAGGUCAUGGAAGGAUAUGGACCAGUUGCUGAUCUCAUGUUUAAAUGAUAUCCAAAAGUGCCAAAUAUUAGAAUAUAGAUUUAAGUGUAAUUGUGUCUGAAUGAAGUGAGAUUGUUGAAAGGAGAUAUAUUGUCUGUUAAGAAACCCAGAUAGUUUCUAGGGGAGAUAAUGCUGAGUGUGGGUGUGUUCUAUAUAUGGUAUGUAUAUGAUUGUUGAGGUUUAGAUACUAUAUAUAGCUGCUAGUUACUGCCAAGUCUGUUUGUUGCCUAUAUAUAUAUAUAUAUAUAUAUUGUGUUUUUGAUACUAUCAAAGUUUACUUGAUGUAGAAAAUAUUGAUUCCAUUAUCAAAGAAUAACUUGUAUCAUUUUAAUGGAAAAUUUAUAUGAAUAAUUUAUUUCUUGCGAUGUUGAAUUCAUAAAUGAAACUGUGUCAUAUUCAUAAAAAGGACUGAAUUUUGUAGAACUGUUUUUUGCUGUGUUAUAAGCAGAGUAUUUUAUUAUGCAUGUAUUUAACAUCACGGUAGAGAGGUACAUGCUCGGAAACAGAUAUACUGUGUUGUAGUGAAAUAAAAUAUCACGGACAACAGUGUAUACAUUUGCUGAAACACACUUUCUCAUGUUUAAGAAAUCUUACAAACAAGUCACGAAGCAAACAAACUUAUGUAAACUAAAGAUUUAUUGGCUAGUAGGAAGAGAUACUAAAGGAAACAGCUGAUAAUGUGUUUUAUUAUAUAAUAUUUACUAGGGUAGCAUUUGUAGUUCAUGAGAGGUAAAACAUACAAAAUGAUGAAAUCUUGUGUGGAAAUCAGUUCUGGUAUACAAUACAGUUAAUGAAAUCUUGUGUGGAAAUCAGUUCUGUAUACAAUACAGUUAAUGAAAUCUCGUCUGGAAAUCAGUUCUGGUAUACAAUACAGUUAAUGAAAUCUCAUGUGGAAAUCAGUUCUGGUAUACAAUACAGUUAAUGAAAUCUUGUGUGGAAUUCAGUUCUGGUAUACAAUACAGCUAAUGAAAUCUCGUGUGGAAAUCAGUUCUGGUAUACAAUACAGCUAAUGAAAUUUGUGUGGAAUUCAGUUUUGGUAUACAAUACAGCUAAUGAAAUCUUGUGUGGAAAUCAGUUCUGGUAUACAAUACAGCUAAUGAAAUCUCGUGUUGAAAUCAGUUCUGAUAUACAAUACAGUUAAUGAAAUCUUGUCUGGAAAUCAGUUCUGGUAUACAAUACAGUUAAUGAAAUCUUGUGUGGAAAUCAGUUCUGGUAUACAAUACAGUUAAUGAAAUCUUGUGUGGAAAUCAGUUCUGGUAUACAAUACAGCUAAUGAAAUCUCAUGUGGAAAUCAGUUCUGGUAUACAAUACAGUUAAUGAAAUCUCGUGUGGAAAUCAGUUCUGGUAUACAAUACAGUUAAUGAAAUCUUGUGUGGAAAUCAGUUCUGGUAUACAAUACAGUUAAUGAAAUCUUGUGUGGAAAUCAAUUCUGUAUACAAUACAGUUAAUGAAAUCUUGUGUGGAAAUCAGUUCUGGUAUACAAUACAGUUAAUGAAAUCUUGUGUGGAAAUCAGUUCUUGUAUACAAUACAGUUAAUGAAAUCUCGUCUGGAAAUCAGUUCUGGUAUACAAUACAGUUAAUGAAAUCUUGUCUGGAAAUCAGUUCUGUAUACGAUACAAUUAAUGAAAUCUCAUGUGGAAAUUAGUUCUGUAUACAAUACAGGAAUUUCUGAACCAUGUUGGCAUUCAGAUUAGAAAUAUUUUGAAAAGGAGGACAACUUGUUUCAUAUUUGCUGAGUUGUGUAAGAGAUCAUGUUAUAAGUCAGUUUGGGAUGUUCCUGUACAUAUCAACUUAUCAACUGGUAACAUUUCAAAUAUUAAAUUGUUGCAUUUAUAAAACUAGAAAUAAAAGAAAAUAUUUUGAA